UGCGCUUCCUCGUUUUCUUCCGGGCCAACUUGAACCUCUGCAGCUCCCGUAGGCCGUGAGUCAGAAGGGCCGGUCAACAUGGAAGUGAAUCCCCCGAAACAGGAGCACCUGCUGGCGCUGAAAGGUCCUGAUUCCCCCUGAUUUGGCAAGAAAAUAUUGUAAUAAUAAAUUACAUUCUAGUUCUGAGGAGUUCAGCUGAGAAAUUUUCAUUCAGAGUAACAAGAUUACCGCAGAAUGACUACAGAAAUAAUAUUACAUUAUCGACCAUGUGAGAAUGAUCCCACACAACUGUCAAAAAUUGCAGAAAAGGUAAUUCAAGACUUCCCUACUCGUCCACAAUCCAGAUUUAUUCCUUGGUUUCCGUAUGAUGGGUCCCGACUUCCUGUCAAACCUAAGAGGUCACCACCUGCGAUUUCCAGAGAGGCCGUGGAAGAUGUGAAACGAUCCUUGACCAUUUUCGAACAGGAGGUGAACUCGCCGAGUUAUGACUGCACGGUAGGUCUGUUGGAGUUUCAGCCUCGUCUGACAAGGCGGCCGUCGAUGCUGUGGCGCUCGCUGGAUGUGCAGGCUCCCCCUGGACAGCUGCAGGAGCCGUCAGAGCAAGGACAGCAGCGCAAGAGGAGAGCCUGGAGUGUCUCACUUCCCAGCAGCCAGUGUCCUGGAGAGAUUUUACCUUUGUCCAAAAAAUUGCAAGACACCUUGAAGACACUAAGUUUACAUUCGCUUUAUAGAGCGAGAUGGACAAUAGAACACACUAUUUGUAACCACCAGACUCUGGAAGAUAUUUGGGCAAAACUCAAUCGAAUUAUCAGGCACAAUGAGCUUCCAUCUUGUAAUGCUACAAUUCAGAGACAUUUAAGCCAAAUAUGGGUGUUCUGUGAUAUUAUCUACUGUGAAUAUGUGGGAAAUCUUCUUAAAAAAAGAUUAGCUCUUACUGGAAAAAUUAAUUUGUUUGUGCAUAAGUAUGGUGUUAUUUUUAGUAUGUAAUGAAUCCCACUGAUGAUCCCACAUGGGAAUGUUCUGGAUGACCUGAGUAUGAAAUGAAAUUGUUGAAUAAACUUUUUGUGGCUUUUAAA
Messenger RNA from Ochotona princeps (American pika), 1076 nucleotides. RefSeq names its product shieldin complex subunit 3 (gene SHLD3). Gene Ontology annotation, biological process: negative regulation of double-strand break repair via homologous recombination; positive regulation of double-strand break repair via nonhomologous end joining; positive regulation of isotype switching. NCBI's taxonomy places the organism in Eukaryota, Metazoa, Chordata, Mammalia, Lagomorpha, Ochotonidae. The transcript is spliced from 2 exons. The coding region runs from base 235 to 987 and encodes 250 amino acids. The record is from RefSeq and is a predicted model, not a curated record.